GUCGAAUCGUCUCGACAGCCUUAACGUCCUAUAUAUUAACAUCAAGAUGCGCCUAAAAAUUAAAUUUAAGGAAAACGUCUAUGAAAUAGAGCUAAAUGAAGAGAAUACAGUGGAAGAUCUUAAUAUGGCUAUAUUUUCGUUUAUAGAUAUUAAUAAAUUUGAAAUCAGGCAUAAAUUUCCACCUAGAAAAGUGGAUAUUUCAGAAUGUGAUAGAACAUUAAAAUCGCUGGGUAUUUUGGACUCAGAGGUGCUUUUAGUCAAAGAAAUAGAUAAUAAUGGAAUGGAAAUUAUGGAUAAAGGUCAAAAUCCGGGAGAAAAUGGAGUAUUUUUGCGUAAUUCGUCAACACAAACAUCUAUUUUAGAGUCAAAGGAUGAUCCGUUUGCACCGCCGGAAAUUGAGCUAGAAAAUAGUGACGGAAGGGUUGUUUUAAGGGUGAUGCAGAACGAUAAUUCAUGUCUAUUUCGUGCAGUAGGAUAUAUAAUUAUGGGGAAAAUGGAUACGGCGAAUGAAUUAAGGUCAUUAGUUGCUCAGACUAUUCAAAAUGAUCCAACGACCUAUUCAGAUGCGAUUCUUGGACGCUCAAGAGAUGAAUAUUGUAGAUGGAUCAAUAAAACUAAUAGUUGGGGAGGAGCAAUUGAAAUAUUAAUUCUUGCAAAUCAUUUUGAGGUUGAAAUAUGUUCUAUUGAUGUAGCUACGGGGAGAACGGAUCGUUUUGGGGAAGGAAGACCUAUGUGUGGGUUUAUUGUGUAUUCAGGGAUUCAUUAUGAUGCUAUUGCAUUAACACCGAUGUCAGGAGCAUCGCCUAAUUUUGAUACGACAAUUUUCUCAGUUGAGGAUUUAAAUGUAAGAAAAGCAGUUCUAAAACUUACGGAUUAUCUACGAAAGAUUCACUAUUAUACUGAUACAUCAAAUUUUUCACUAAAAUGCAAAAUUUGUAAAAUAAAUCUUCGUGGAAGAAAAGAUGCACUAGAACAUGCAAAAAUAACCGGUCAUUCAAACUUUGACGAAUACUGAUGUUAUAAAAUAUCUUUUCCUCAAUUUUACUUUUAAAGAGAAUAAA
Molecule: messenger RNA, 1061 nt
Organism: Pneumocystis carinii B80
Lineage: Eukaryota; Fungi; Ascomycota; Pneumocystomycetes; Pneumocystales; Pneumocystaceae
Exons: 4
Coding region: 47-1015 (322 amino acids)
Biological process (GO): protein deubiquitination; endoplasmic reticulum unfolded protein response
Cellular component (GO): cytosol; nucleus
Molecular function (GO): cysteine-type deubiquitinase activity
Source: RefSeq, a predicted model, not a curated record